Messenger RNA from Lactuca saligna, 1867 nucleotides. Lineage: Eukaryota; Viridiplantae; Streptophyta; Magnoliopsida; Asterales; Asteraceae. The record is from the annotation of a GenBank genome assembly.
AUGAGUCAAAUUAUAGAGAACCCCAAAAUGAGUGCAAGGAAGAUGAAAGCUAAAGUGUCAACAACAUUCAACAUAAAUGUGAGUGUGGGGCAAUGCAGAAAUGCAAAGAAAUUUGCAUUACAAGAGAUUGAAGGAAGUUUAAUUGAACAUUAUGGGAGAUUGUGGUCAUAUGGUGAGGAAAUUAUCAGGUCAAAUCCUGGGUCUACUGUGAGAUUGGAUGUAGACAUCAUGCCAGAUUCCACAACUUUGUUUUCUAAGUUUUAUGUGUGUUUCAAAGCUGUAAGGGAUGGUUGGUUAGAAGGGUGCAGGCCAGUAAUUGGGCUUGAUGGUUGCUUUUUAAAGGGUAUAGUUAGAGGAGAAGUUAUUUCAGCUGUUGGGAGAGAUGCAAACAACCACAUCUACCCUUUAGCAUGGGCUGUGGUAUGUGUUGAGAAUAAAGAAACAUGGAAGUGGUUCAUAGAUUUGCUUAUGGAUGACAUUAAUGGUGGUCUUGGUGCAGGCAUUACCCUUCUUUCUGAUGGACACAAGGGGUUAUUACAAGCAGUUAAGGAAAGAUGUCCAGAAGCUGAACAUAGACAAUGUGACAUUCUGGCCAAUUUUAAUAAAAGGUUUACUGGUCAACAAUACAUAAAGUUAUUUUGGAGGGCUAUAAGGGCUAGUACUGUGGAGAAGUUCAGAGGUGUAAUGGAGAACAUCAAAUCUAUUGAUACUCAUGCUUAUGAUUACCUUAUAGACAGAGAUCCUACUACCUGGUCUAAGGCAUUCUUUCAAGAAGGAAGAGACUGUGAUGCAGUGGAGAAUGGGGUCAGUGAGAGUUUCAAUUCUGCUAUUAGGCAUGCUAGAAGGAGACCUAUAAUCACUAUGCUGGAGGAGAUUAGGUUAUUUGUGAUGGAAAGGAUAUACACUCAAAGAGUUGAAGGAAUGGAAUGGGAUUUGCUUAUAUGUCCAACUAUUAGGAAGCGUAUAGAACAUCUGAAGGUUAAACAGAGAUUGUGGGGAGUUACUCCUUGUGGUUAUCAAAAGUAUGAGGUUAGAUUCACUGAUGUUGCAUAUGGAGUGGAUCUAAUUGCAAAGAAGUGUGCCUGUAGAAUAUGGCAACUUACAGGGAUACCAUGCUUACAUGGAGUGGCAGCAAUAUCUUACUUAAAUCAUGAUGCUGAGGCAUAUGUGUCCCAAUCAUACACUACUGAGGCUUACCUAAAAUGCUACAAAUAUAGCAUUAAUCCUCUCAAUAGUAGUGAAAUGUGGCCAGAUGUUCCAUACCAUAAGCCUUUGCCUCCCAAAAGAAGAAGAUUACCUGGUAGGCCAUCUGUGAAAAGGAAGAGGGAUGCAAUUGAACGAGAGUUGAGUGGAUCAAUACCAAGUUCAUCCAGGGGCAGUGGAGCAGACCCAAGUUUAUCUAGGGGCAAUGAAGGACCACCACCUCCUCCACCACCACCUGCAGCCCAACAACCUCCUCCACCACCACCUGCAGCCCCCAUGCCAAGAAGAAGGGUCCCAGUUAGUAGAAGUGGAAGGAGGAAAUAUUCUGAACGGAUUAUCAAACAAGCAUUAAGGAGGCAGAUACCUGGGGUUGGGAGCAAUGCAGAUAACCCUUCAGUUAUUGAUUAAUUUAGGGGAUAAUAGUGGGUGGGUAGGAAUAUCUUUUGUAAGGCAGUUGUGAUGUAAAGACAAAGUAGUAGUCUUUUUAUUAUGCUUUUCUAUGGUACUAUCAAGUAGGUGUAUGGGCACAUGGUGGCCCUUCUUUUGUCUAUGCAGGAAUCUUUUGUGUUACCUAGAAACUACUUUUGUGUAUGCAGACAAAAACUUAUAUAACUGUAGAAUAUUAAUGGCGUAUUACAAUGAAUCCAACCACCACAUUCACUUA